AAAAUCUAACCUUCAGAAAUAAAUUAUUUCUUCAAUAUUAAUUACAAAAUUGUAACUGUAUUUCGUAAUAAUUAUUGAGUCUAUUCUACUACUCAUCAUAUGAAAUUUAUGAAUGCAUAAAAUACAAUGUAUACUGUCCAUAUGAAAUUAUGAACAUAUUAAAUGAAUUGCACAACGUUAUCUUUUUAACUUCAGAGUUGGUAAUAUCUUUUUGUAUUCCCAGCUAAUCCUUAAAUUCUUAAUUUCAUACCUUGAAGGACAAGGUUUUGAGCCUCCGAUAGAGUGCUAAUAGGCUUAUUUUUCCCAUUUGUGGAUAGUCAUAGAUCUAUCACCGAAAACUCUAGACAUUCAUGUUCAGCAUGAUGCAUCCAUAGCUAUAGAAGAUCUCACAGUCACUGGCAUCUAGAAUCAUUUCUCCAGAAAGCACAACAUGAAGAAGCUAAUUAAAUUAAGCGGGAUUGGAUUUAUAGCCCAUGUGAAGACUUGUAGCACUAGAGGAAAAUGAAAUGCAACUCAUCCGAAUAAGCAAUAUAUUGGCAUAGGCCAUAGACAGAGAUGAUGAGAGAGUAUCAUUGUGUUUGUGGAUUAACUGUAUUUUUUAGAUAAUUCGUCCAUUAUCCUUCCUCCUAUAGAUAUACUCCUCCAGUAUUGUCUUUGGUUGUCUUUUUUUCAGUUUUUUCUUUGGUUCAUAUGGUUGAAAAAAGACCAUGUGCUCUACAAAUAAAUAGAUAAUUUCAAAACUAAACGUGUGCUCGUAAUUCUCUAUAUCUUUUCACUUGCUAGCUCCUUUUAGCCUCCUCCAUAUGUUCAAGUAUGUAUUUGUCUUUAAAUUAAAGUACUGUAUAUUUCACUAAAGUAGCAUCAAGUUUGCAAGAUUUUUUUAACUUCGAAUUACGAGUUGUUACUUUUUUUGUAUGUUUUGAAUUUUAUUACGAAUUUUUACUUUUUUGUAUGUUUUGAAUUUUAUUUAUAGCACAAAGAAAGCUCAAAAAUAUAUGUACCAUUUUAAAUUAUCAUUUGCAAUGCAAAAUUUGUAGUAUUACGUAUUUUAGGAUAAACGUGCAACACACGUUCUCAGAGACUAGUUAGUAGAAACGUUUAAACCAUGUCUCAUUUUGAAGCUUUGUUUAAUCCGCUGAUAACACAUUGGAACAUAUACUACAAUAUUGUCUCUACAUUUACUUAUUCUAAGGCUAUCUUCUCUUUCCAAGUCUUGCCUAAUAUUUUCAUAGCUGCUUGUAUUCUAUGUUUGUAUGCUUUAUGUUUCCAAUAAUGAUCCAUACUACUAAGUACUAAGAAGUUUGUCAUCCAUCUUAUCCAAAAAAUCAAGUUAGUUAACUGUUACUCUUAUAUGUGCAGGGUCAUGCUGGACCUAUAUUUGGUGUUGUUUCUGCUGAAAUGAUAGAAAUGGACGUAAUAUAUCCUAAGCUUUGUUCCACAUUAGAAUUGCCAUUUAAUGAAAAGAGCGCAAAGUUAAAAGCUACUGAGGAGGGAUAUUUUUUCUAUACAUCGGACAUCAUUAAAUAUUAUGAAAUGAUCUCAAGAACUCUGUUGGUGAAACUGAUAAUUGGCGGAUGAUUGGACCAAAAGAUCGCUAGCGAUGAUGACUAAAAGAUGCUCUGUAAUGCUCUGUAAGUGAUCUCUAGGCUGUAUAUCCAGUUUCUGAUUUCCAUUUUUUAUUUUUACAUGUCACAAAACUAAGAUAAUUGAGAUAUUCUUGAGAUGGAAUUAGAGUAUAACUCUACAUAUCCGACUUUUAGGUUCUGGCAUUUGCUCGUUAAGCAAUAAAAACAAGGAGUAUUCUGCUGGCUUGAUAAUUAUGGACGACAUAUCACUCUUUAUGACAGUGUCCAUUUGUUUCUUUGUCAAAUUUAUUCUCUGUCAAAUUUGAAAGCUCUCUGCAAUUCUCCAUACCUGAAAAUUGCUACCUUUAACUCUAUUUAAAAUUGUAUGAAGUUCAAGGUUGUGAUAAGAUUACAAAAUUAGAACGUUAAGCUGGAAAGCUCUCUAGGCGCACGUUAAGCCGAGGUAGGCUAACUUGCACCACGAUGGCUAAACGGCGGAAACAAGGUCCCUACGACAACCACUACGACAACAGUGGUAACACCGGCAAGCGGAAUCCUGCAACCACUUGCUUCAUUGACUUUUGGAAGCUUGUUACCCUCUCAAUUUCAAUGCAUAGAGGAGGAACAGGACUACGCUACCCGGCAGAUUUGACAAACCUAGAUGAUGGAAAAAGACCAGAUACUACAACGACGACUGUUCCACGGAGGCUACAGGUACGACAGUACCGGUGACGAAGAACCCUUCCUCCCCCAAAAAGGAAGAGGAAUCUCCACCACCCAACAAUCGUAGCUCGCAGAUGGGCAAAGCUCUGAAGUAUAUUCCAUUGGGCCAACACAAUGGUACGUUUGUUGUUAAAAUUGAAGAAGAUGAUAUAAAAGAUCAGGAAGAGCUGGUCUACUGCUUUAAUCGGCUAUGUUUUGGGUGAGAUAGAUGGAAUCCUAUGUGUCAAAUGAGUGGAAAUUUGUAUGAAAACCUCAAGUCCUUCCUCACUAUGAAGGCUAUUUCAUAUUUAGAUUUAGCUCCGUUGCUGAGAGGGAUUUAGUUCUAGAGUCAGGACCAUACACAUUUCACAACAAGCCGUUCAUACUGAAACACUGGAAAGGGAUUUUGAUUCUGAUCCUGAAUCCAUCUGUAAAAUUCCCCUAUGGGUUAAAUUCCCAGGUCUCCCUGUCGGUUAUUGGUCUACUGAAGCUCUUAGCAAAGUUGCUAGUGUGAUUGGUGAGCCAUUAUACACAGACAAAUUCACAGAUGAGUUUGAUAAGAUCUCGUAUGCAAGGGUCUUGAUUGAAACUAACAUAUCCAAACCAUUGCCUAGUACCAUUGAAAUGGAAACUCCAGCAGGAGUGUAUCACCAAUCUGUCUCAUAUGAUUGGACACCAACUUUUUGCAACCAUUGUGUUAAGUUUGGUUAUGAAUCUGAGAAAUGCUUGAGACAGGAGAUGCAGACUCAAGCUGAGAAUGAGUUCAAGGUACCUCAAAAGAGAAGAAGGAGAAGGAGGAAUCACAAACAGUCCCAGGAAUGGAAACCAAGAUCAGAUGAGGGGAACCUUGCACAACCAAAUGAAGUUGAACCUGGUAUAGUGACCUCUUCUGAGAGUGGGAAGGAUGUAGCCCAACCUGGUAUAGUGACCUCUACUGAGAGUGGGAAGGAAGUAGCCCAACCUGGUAUAGUGAUCUCUACUGAGAGUGGGAAGGAAGUAGCCCAACCUUUUUCCUCUAAAAUGGUAACAAAGAGCACAGAUCAGCUAGCUGCAACUGCACACCAUGGUACUGAUAGAAAUCAAGGAAAGGAACCUGCUAUGCAACAAAAUGUGACAACUGGGAACCCCUUUGGAGUUCUGAAUGACUUGGAAGCUAGCACCUCAACUGUAGCUGGCAUAACUACCCAGUUCAACCCCCAUGAUCAUCAGUACUUGGAAUAUAAGGGGCCUGAAUCAAAGGACUAGUUGGCUACUCACAAUCAGCCUUCAUAAAAGGCAGAAGUAUUAUUGAUAAUGUAUUAUUUAGUCAUGAGUUGUUCAAGGGGUAUACAAGAAAGGGCAUGUCAGCCAGGUAUGUACUUCAAGUGGAUCUGAGGAAGGCUUAUGAUACCAUGGAUUGGUUUUUUCUGAGGACAAUGCUGAUAGACCUUGGCUUCCCACAGAAAUUUGUAGGUUGGGUAAUGGAGUGUGUUGAAGCUUGUCUCCUACUCCUUAGUAAUAAAUGGUGGUCUGGCAUCACCUUUUCAAGCUAAGAGGGGUAUCAGACAAGGGGACCCCAUGUCCCCUUAUCUGUUUGUUCUUGAUAUAGAAUACCUUCAGAGAGAGAUGAUGCAAUUAGCAAGGAAUCUAGGAUCCAGCUUCCAUCCAAGAUGCAAGAGAUUAGGAGUCAUCCACAUUUGUUUUGUUGAUGAUUUACUCAUGUUUUGCAGGGCUGACAUGAAAUCAGUGACAUUGUUACAAGAAACUUUCCAACUAUUCUCAAAUGUUUCUGGCCUGAAAGUAAACUUGGACAAAAGCUCACUCUAUAUCAUUGGUGUCUCUGCACAGCUCAAAGAUGAUAUACUGCAAACACUUGGUUAUGUGGAAGGAACACUGCCCUUCAGGUACUUAGGGGGUACCAUUAUCAGCAAAAAAACUUUCUGUGAGUGAGUGGUUGCCGUUAGUAGAAAAGAUCACCUCAAGAAUUAAGUGGUAGUCAUCAAGAAUGUUGUCCUAUGCUGGAAAAUUUCAGCUCAUCAAAGCAGUAUUAUUUGGGAUUCAGACUUACUGGGCUCAGAUGUUCUUAUUGCCCAAGAAAAUCAUGAAGCUCAUUGAUGCUGUAUGCAGAUCCUUUCUAUGGACAGGCAUGAGGCAAAUUUAACAAAAAAAAAAAAAAAAAAAGCAUUAGUCUCCUGGGAAAGACUAUGCCAACCAUAUGCGCAGGAGGACUUAAUGUUGUGAAUCUAGGACUGUGGAAUAAAGCUGCUAUCAUGAAACAACUCUGGGCAAUAUCUAAAAAGAAAGACUCUCUAUGGAUAAAAUGGGUGCACUACUAUUACAUUAAGAAUAUGAGCUUGGAGACUAUGGACACACCUAAGACAGCAACUUGGGUGGUUAGAAAAAUCAUUGAAAGCAGGACAAGAAUAGCACAGAUGCAGACUAUCCAAGGUGAUCUAACUCACAAACUCCAGCAGAUGCAGAAGCAUGAUAAGUUCGAUAUCAAGACUGCCUAUUGCCUCAUGAUACCACAACUACAAAAAGUCACCUGGAAAAGUAUAGUUUUGCACAAACACAUCCAUUUAAGAUUUCAAUUCAACCUAUGGCUAGCAGUUCAACAGAGACUCUCUACUGUGGAUAGGUUGCUAAAAAUAGGUAUGUAAGUGCCUAUGGAGUGUGUUUUCUGUGACGGAGGUGUAGAAACCUUCAAACACUUGUUUUUUGACUGCUCAGUUAUCAGGAGCCUCUGGAAUAGAUUAUUGAUAUGGCUUGGGCACCAAAGAAACAUAAGGACAUGGGAUGAGGAAUUACAAUGGAUUUGUAGAUUGGCAAGGAAAAGAUCUGGAGCUGCAUCCAUCACCUGUAGUGUUUUUGGCAUGAUGAUCUACUGUGCUUGGCAGGAAAGGAACUCCAUCAGAUUCCAAAGAGGCCAAUGCAAUGCUACAAGAGUAUGUAGAGAGAUAGCUUUGCACAUGCACAUUAGAGGGAGGCAUUUGGCUACAUGGCAACCAGCUUUGCAAAACCUUAACUGCUUUCCUUAGAAUACUAGUUGAUGGAUAGAUUGAAUCGUAUGGCUACAGG
Lycium barbarum (goji berry) is the source of this 5324-nucleotide messenger RNA. RefSeq lists its product as uncharacterized. The record is from RefSeq and is a predicted model, not a curated record. NCBI's taxonomy places the organism in Eukaryota, Viridiplantae, Streptophyta, Magnoliopsida, Solanales, Solanaceae. The transcript is spliced from 2 exons. The coding region runs from base 2892 to 3512 and encodes 206 amino acids.